Messenger RNA from Knipowitschia caucasica, 555 nucleotides. The record is from the annotation of a GenBank genome assembly. Lineage: Eukaryota; Metazoa; Chordata; Actinopteri; Gobiiformes; Gobiidae.
AUGCCGCAGCCGAAAUCACGAAAACUCGCCAUCCUCGGGUACAGAUCCGUAGGAAAAUCAUCAUUGACAAUUCAAUUUGUUGAAGGCCAGUUUGUGGACUCCUAUGACCCUACAAUAGAAAAUACGUUCACCAAAAUGAUCACGAUAAACGGGCAGGAGUACCAUCUGCAGCUGGUGGACACGGCAGGGCAGGACGAGUACUCCAUCUUCCCGCAGACCUACUCCAUAGACAUCAACGGCUACAUCUUGGUCUAUUCCGUCACUUCUAAUAAAAGCUUUGAAGUCGUCCAAGUCAUCCAUGAAAAGCUGUUGGACAUGGUGGGCAAAGUUCAAGUACCAAUUAUGCUGGUCGGAAACAAGAAUGACCUACAUAUGGAGCGAGUAAUCAGCUGUGAAGAAGGAAAAGCAUUAGCUGAAUCUUGGAAUGCUGCCUUCAUGGAGUCCUCAGCUAAAGAAAACCAGACGGCCGUGGAGGUUUUCCGGAGGAUGAUUUUGGAGGCUGAGAAAAUGGAUGGGGGCGUGCAACCUGGAAAGACCUCAUGCUCUGUGAUGUAG